Ctenocephalides felis (cat flea) is the source of this 1795-nucleotide messenger RNA. RefSeq lists its product as uncharacterized. The coding region runs from base 68 to 1795 and encodes 575 amino acids. The record is from RefSeq and is a predicted model, not a curated record. The transcript has 7 exons. Lineage: Eukaryota; Metazoa; Arthropoda; Insecta; Siphonaptera; Pulicidae.
CUCACCACCACCAAAAAUCCUUCGAGGACCAACCUCGAUUUUUACACCUUAAAACAUUUUUUCUACCAUGUUAUCCUACAUGCUCCCCGGUGAAGGAAAAUCUUCAUCCCCUCACCAUGUUCACCAGACGAUAUCAAAUCAGCAGAAGUCGAGGCUUCAAUUGGACUUAGAUACAAAUUCUUUGGAAUCUGCCCAGAAUUCUGCACCUAAAAUGACCCCUAUUAUCAGAACUGUCGAAGUCACAGAAACCAGAUAUAAGGAAUUGAGGCAUCCGAUUACUGGCCAAGUUUUAGACGCCACCAGAGACCAACAUGUCCAGGAGAUGGUCUUUAGUGACCCUCAAGUUUUAAGGGAUCGACUGGAAAAGACUAUGAUUAAACAAACCAACAGUGGACAGGUACCUUUCGAGAAAACAACCUACACCAAAACCCAAGCAUAUCCAAUCCACCAACAAUUUUCCACAAACAAUAAUAACACAUCAGAAAAAUCGCCCUACAUGCAAAUUUCUGGUGUCAUAAAACACCAACCGGCUCUGUCAACCAAAAACGAAAUAAAUCGACAAUUUAUCUUAAACGAAUCGACCAAACAAAGGAUUCCAACGAACGCCACUGAUUUUCAGAAGAUCAAUAUGUCCAAUAACGAUAGUUCGAUGUCGAAUAAGUAUUUUAAUGAUAGUGGUGUCAGUACUGGUGAUGAGGAGUCUGGUAGUGCUGCAGGGGGCCCUGCAACCAGCCCUUCGGCGAGUGAUACCAGUACGCCACUGGCUCAUAAUGCUGGGAAGAAGUUGCUGCAGGGACAGGGGAAACCAGGACUUAAGAGGGUCUCCUUUGGUAGUUCCAAAGGAUCAAUGGUUGAGACUCUGGUCUACGAAAGUCCUGUAGGAGGUGCUCUGAUAGAAGAACCCGAAGACAAACAUUUGUUGUCGCAGGAUGAUUCGCUCCAGGAAGGCGAAGAUACGGAGCGAUCCAGAGUCCGAGUGACUUUCUAUCAAUCUUCGAGGCCUCAGUGCGUAAGUCCAGCUCUGUCCGGUAGUCCGGACCUGGCAAAUCCUUAUUAUACACAGAAUUUCCAAGACACACCUGUCAGUAUGACGGCUGUAUACGACAGACAAAUCAGUAACGAGUCAGGGUGGGACAACCCUUUCCGACCAGACGGCGAGCUCUCCCGCGAAGCCGAUGCCAUAGUAUCCCUAAUCAAAGGCGGUCAGCCGAUCACUCCGGUGGCGGGCGAACCGCCGAGCACCCUGCUGAACUCUUCGGCCCUGUCGAACAAUUCCUCUUCGCCCGGUGGUGCCGUUGCCAACGGCAACGCGGCCACCGUCACGGACGGAUCUCCCGCCACCAACGGAGGCGGCCUGAUCAAGAAGGACAAUGCCACGACGCUGUCCAGUGCAGUCCCUGCGACAACCGCCUCAUCCCCAACCGGCAAAAACGGCACAGCGGCGACGAGUCCCGCAAAAGGGGGUGCAAGUUCACCAGUGGCGGUCCAGAGGGGCACUGUGCCCCAACAGUCGACGCCCCAGCAGGCCGAACUGGUGGUUCUGAAGAAAAAACCCAAAUAUAGUCCAGGAUUUUCAUCAACGAGAAAUCAAAACGAAGAAUGUUCAAAGGUUGACCAGAAGUGUCCACAGGUUGACCAAGGUCAUUUGAAGAUCGUCCAAGGUCAUUUGAAGAUCGUCCAAGGUCAUUUGAAGGUUGACCAAGGACAUUUCAAGGUUAACCAAGGUCAUUUCAAGGUCGACCAAGGAUAUAUCAAGAUUGGCAAAGGACAUUUGGAGGCUGACCAGGAAUAUUAA